This is a messenger RNA of Acanthoscelides obtectus, 3071 nucleotides long. Lineage: Eukaryota; Metazoa; Arthropoda; Insecta; Coleoptera; Chrysomelidae. The record is from the annotation of a GenBank genome assembly.
GGGUUCCUCUCGAUGUGGGGAAAUCUAAUUUUUUUUAUGACGUCACGUGUUUGGCCACCCUGUAUAAGCUUAUCCAGCUUUACAAAUUUCGACAACAGCGCUGAGUAAGGAAAAUAUAACCUUACGAGACAAGCCUUCCCCUUUUAUCUGUAACUACGGAGAUUGUCUCGCUUUUGUGGAAAAUCUAAAUAACCAAUAAACUAGAGCACUAAAAUUCCCAAUCAUGUCCCCAAAACGUAUCUCGCUUUUUUCAUCAAAAUCUCAUUACAACUAUUUCUGAGUUACGCGGACAGAAAAUACACCAAAAGAUAAAUAGACGACAUUAGGCCAAAAGACAGACAUACCGAAGGGGUUGUGUGACAUCGAUUUUCGUGUUCUAGACAUCAUGAUAACGUAUUCCAAAACUUUUACUCAAAAAUCAAAAAUUUUCCGAUCACAAUUCUAAUGCUUAUUCCCUCCCUGCUGGCAACCUAUUUUUAACGAUCCAGUUGGUCAUCGACCAGUACCAUUAACGGAUUACAUAGAUAUUAUUUUCAUCUCAUACUGUAUUAAAAAUCGCCGUACUAUAAGUGUAGCAUAUUAAAGGAUAAAAAAUAAGGAAUAAUAUCCAAUUCGAAGAGCAAACAACUUGUGUCACAGUCAGAUAUUGACGCUUGAUGGAACGUAUUUUUCGAAUGAUAAAGUAGCACUUUCUGCUGUUAAUAUACAAAUAACUAUUUGAAUUUAAUCGAACGGAAAUUGAUUCCCAAUCGUACAAAUACACCUGAACUAUAUUUAGGAUUGCCAUUCCAGUUUAUACCGAAAAUCAUUCCAUCUGUUACAGUCAGCGCUACCUAUUUUUGGGAACCUCCACGGUGGCUCACCAGUGAGAGUGUUGACAUGGUGUUGACAGAUUCCUAUGUUCGCAAGACCUUGCACGAUCAAAGUUAAAUCUAUACGUUGGUAGGUGGCAGUACCAAGAUCUUUUUCAAUUUUUGAAUUUUGAAAAUGUUAUUAAACUUCAACCCUUUCAAAAUGUUUGUGAAUAAUUUUGAUUAUCUAUCCUGUGUAUCUAAUAAGCCUAACAAGGUGGAAGGUGGAUGAUAAUCGUAUUUAUUUAUGGAUCAGUUAUUAGUUAUUAUUAGAUCCCCUAAUACUGGCUAUUUUUUUUUUAUAAAAGUAGAUUGUGAACUUACAAGAUAUAGGUAUAUUUUUGUGAUUUUCCUGAUAAUGAGCGAAAUAAAAAAUCUAAUAAAGUUCGCAUAAGGGCGUCAACUGAUAGAGAAGACUGUGUUACAAGUGCCACGACGCAACAUAACCUUCAAAAUUUAAAUAAUUAUCCGAGCCGCACUUUGCCGCACUUCGCACUUGUUGGAUGGGAGUUACAUUUGCAUUGACGAUUGCUGACUGUUCUCUCAUCAUUGACCUCUAGGUGACCUGUCUCUUAUCUUCGAAAAUAACGUAUUUUUUACUGCAUAUUUCCAGUGAUAUUUUGUAUUAUUUACGUGGUGUGACUUCGUGUCACACGAAAAAUUUCCCAUCUUAUCCUGGGAAUCUUUAUACAACCGAAUAUCAAGUUCAAGGCGAAACUACUUCACAAAAAUGUCUCUCAAGCAGUCUGUGAAUAUCCUAAACAACAAAGCAGGGCUUAAUUGUAUUGCACAAAGAGCAAGCUCAUGGUGGUCUGGAGUUCAAAUGGGCCCCCCAGAUGCCAUCCUGGGUGUGACAGAAGCUUUCAAAAGAGAUACAAACCCAAACAAAAUCAAUCUUGGGGUAGGGGCUUAUCGAGAUGAUAAUGGAAAACCAUAUGUACUUCCAUGUGUUCGUAAAGCUGAAGACCAGCUAAGAGCUAAGAAUCUAGAUAAAGAAUACUCUCCAAUCUCAGGCACACCAGAGUUUUGCAAACAUAGUAUUGAACUUGCAUUAUCUGAGAACUCUGAUGUUAUUAAAAAUGGGCUGAAUGCAACUGUCCAAGGCAUCUCAGGAACGGGCUCACUCAGGGUUGGUGCAGCUUUCUUAAAUGGAUUCUUCCCAGGCAACAAGGUUGUUUACCUCCCCACACCUUCUUGGGGUAACCACACUCCCAUUUUCAAACAUGCUGGGCUGGAUGUCAAGUCAUACAAGUAUUAUGAUGCAAAAACUUGUGGAUUAGACUUUCAGGGUGCUUUGGACGAUAUUUCGAAAAUGCCAGAGAAAUCAAUAAUACUUCUACAUGCAUGUGCACACAACCCAACAGGUGUAGAUCCCAAUCAAGAGCAAUGGGCAGAGCUAUCACAGUUAGUGAAAAAAAGGAACUUAUAUGUUUUCUUUGAUAUGGCAUACCAAGGAUUUGCAACCGGAAGUGUGGACAAUGAUGCAUUUGCAGUACGCCAGUUUAUCAAAGAUGGUCAUCAGAUCUGUCUUGCGCAAAGCUACGCCAAAAAUAUGGGUCUAUAUGGAGAACGAGCUGGUGCAUUUACUGUAGUUGGUCCUUCCAAAGAAGAAGCAGAUAGAGUAAUGUCUCAGUUGAAAAUUCUCAUCAGAGCUUUGUAUUCCAACCCGCCAAUUAACGGCGCAAGGAUUGUUACAGAAAUCCUGAGCGAUCCUAAACUCAAAAGUGAUUGGCUACAAGAAGUGAAGGGAAUGGCCGACAGAAUUAUCUCCGUCCGUACCAAACUACGAGACAACCUCAAGAAAGAAGGUUCAUCUCGCAACUGGGAGCAUAUUACAAAUCAGAUUGGUAUGUUCUGUUUCACGGGAAUGAUACCUGAACAGGUCGAAAAAUUAAUUAAGGAACAUAGCGUCUACCUUACCAAAGAUGGUCGUAUUUCGAUGGCUGGUGUCACAUCGAAAAACGUGGAAUACCUUGCACACGCAAUGCAUGAAGUUACCAAGUAAUUCUUCUGCUAAGCCUUAUCAAGUGCCAGCUAUGUAUUUAUAAGCUACGUGUUAUUGGUCAGUAUUGUCCAAAGAAGCUUUAUAUAGAUACGCAUUUAAGAAGCAACUUAAGCAUUUCGCUCUUCAAUUCAAGCUAAAUUCAUAUAUACAGUAUUGUUUAAUAUGGCAUUUUAUAUAUUUUUCUUUUUCACCUUAGCGUUAUUUUUAAGUGAAAC